GUGUGUGAACGUGGCGUCUGUUCGAGAAUCAUGCUGAAAACAUACCGUUGUUUGCUCAAGAAUCUAGAAUUUUUAGUACUAAAUGACUCUUAAACGCAGCCGUACUAGGACCCCUAGAUGGUCUAGUCUAUUUUCUAGGCGAUGCAUUAUUGUAAGUGCAAUUCUAACUCUGGUCUUCUUGAUUUUUGUAUCUUCGCAAAUUCGUCUUGAUCUGGAAGAAAAGUCGUUCUUUCGCAAGAUCAAACUGGUAAAGCAUAGCUGGUUUGAGCGGCAAUAUGUCGGUAGUUGGAUCCAGGGUAAGCUCUUGGCGAUGAAAUGGGAAAGCUACGUGGACGCCUAUUGCAAACAAGGCAAAAGUCUUGCCUUAGGGGGGGGCUAUACUAAAGACGACUAUCUUGACUGGACGGUCGAAAUUGCAGAACAACUUGGCUUCAAAGAUGGUCACUCUAUUUUCGAUAAUGGAUGUGGCUGUGGGGCAUUUCUGGUUGCAUUUAAUCUCACAUACAAUAACGUAAAAGUCGGUGGCUUGGAUCUGAGCAACGGUGCAAUUACAUUCGCAAAGGAGACAUUCCCUCAGUUCAAAGAUAAUUUCAAGGUUGGAAGUGUUGAAGACUUGUCCUUUGUUGCCACAGAAACAUUUGAUCACGCCAUGACGUUCUUUACAUUUCCGUAUGUGAGCCCAGAAGUACAGUGCAAGGCAGUCAAGGAGAUGGUCCGAAUUGUCAAACCAGGGGGGACACUCUAUGUAGGCCAUAACCUAGAGAGCGACUGUUUUAAGAAUCACAUCGGUAUCUACACCCUCCCCCUGUGUUUCUGGAAUGAGCAAUGCCUUGCAGGAAGUGAUGACAUUGAGGAAAUUUAUUAUAUCAAAGAAAGGGACCUGUUUGGUGUUGUGAAAUACUGUCCUGAAAAAAGUGCAGUCUUUAUCCGUAAAAAGGGCGUAGAGAAGCAACUCAAACAACAUGCAGGAAAGUACUAUUGUGAUAGCAAGUUUCCCCCUUCAGGGAGAAAAAAUUGAGCAAAUUUAUUUUCAGAAGUGAACAAAGUAAAAUUAUUGAUUUAUAACUACUAAUUCCUCAACCCAACAUAAACCACUGACACUGUUUUGUGUUUGGCAUAAGAGAAGUUUAUUAUAAAAUCACUACAAACUGAUAAAUGAAAAACUAAAAUAAUAAUAAUAAACCUCUCUGCCACCCUUCACACAAAGCCCAGGGUGGGAGGGCGGGAAAAAUAUGAGCUUGAUAUA
Nematostella vectensis (starlet sea anemone) is the source of this 1246-nucleotide messenger RNA. RefSeq lists its product as uncharacterized. The record is from RefSeq and is a predicted model, not a curated record. Lineage: Eukaryota; Metazoa; Cnidaria; Anthozoa; Actiniaria; Edwardsiidae. Bases 83 to 1018 code for a protein of 311 amino acids. The transcript has 2 exons.